AUGUAUUCCUCAGAUGACAGAAAAGUGCACAACUCACUCAGUAACACAACUGUCACUCAGCAAUCUCAACAAUCAAGAUUCAAAGAAUACAAAUGGUGGUUUCGUGUGUCCCUCUACAUAAUAUUUCUUCUUGCAGGACAAUCUGCAGCAACUCUUUUGGGAAGGCUAUACUAUGACAAAGGUGGUAAUAGCAAAUGGAUGGCAACAUUUGUUCAAUCAGCUGGAUUCCCUGUCCUAUUUCCACUCCUUUUUUACUUCCCAUCACAUGCCAAAUUUUCUAACAUGCCCAAAAAUGAUUCCUCCAAAUACAAACCAAAAUUUUACACCUUAGUUUCCCUCUACAUAGCUUUUGGCUUUCUUCUUGCAGGGGACAACUUAAUGUAUUCCUAUGGACUUCUAUAUCUCCCUCUUUCCACCUAUUCUCUACUAUGUGCAACCCAAUUAGCCUUCAAUGCAGUAUUCUCUUUCUUCCUGAAUUCCCAGAAGUUCACAGCAUUCAUAUUCAAUUCUGUGGUCCUCCUUACCAUAUCAGCUUCCCUGCUUGCAGUCAAUUCUGAUUCUGAGGAUUCAAUGGGUCUUCCCAUAGAAAAGCAUAUAAUUGGAUUCUUAUGCACCCUUGGUGCAUCUGCUGCAUUUUCUUUAUAUCUCUCUCUUGUGCAGCUUUCUUUUGAGAAAGUUAUAAAAAAGGAAACCUUUUCUGCUGUCUUGGACAUGCAAUUGUACCCUUCCUUCAUUGCUUCCUGUGUUUGUGUUGUGGGAUUGUUUGCAAGUGGAGAAUGGAAAACUUUGGAUAAUGAGAUGAAGGAAUAUGAAAAGGGAAGGGUGUCAUAUAUAAUGACUCUUCUUUGGACUGCUGUGGCAUGGCAAAUAACCUCCAUUGGUAUGCUGGGGUUAAUUUUUGAGGUAUCUUCAUUAUUCUCAAAUGUAAUAGGUACCUUGGCAUUGCCCAUAGUUCCCAUCCUUGCUGUUAUUUUCUUUCAUGACAAGGUCGAUGGGGUGAAGUGUAUAGCAUUACUAUUAGCAGUAUGGGGCUUUCUUUCCUAUAUUUAUCAGCAUUAUCUAGAUGACCAAAAAGCCAAGGCAGAUAAAAGUAAUGGCCUUGAGGUUUCAAGGGAUGAGGUAGAAAUUUGCUGAUGGAAUGGACCAACUUUUGAUGAAUUUAUAGCAAUCUCUAUUGGAAAAUUGAAUUUAGUCCAGAGC
Gastrolobium bilobum is the source of this 1200-nucleotide messenger RNA. Its product is annotated as probable purine permease 11. Lineage: Eukaryota; Viridiplantae; Streptophyta; Magnoliopsida; Fabales; Fabaceae. The coding region runs from base 1 to 1134 and encodes 377 amino acids. The transcript has a single exon. Gene Ontology annotation, cellular component: membrane. The record is from RefSeq and is a predicted model, not a curated record. Gene Ontology annotation, molecular function: purine nucleoside transmembrane transporter activity.